CUUUGUGAGUCCAGGAAAAAACAAACCAGCUCAGGAGUCUCUGGGCUCAGAAUGGAACCUCUGCCAUCCUCUCCGGUCUCUGCAAACAAGGAGAGCUUGUUGAGGGAGAAGGAAUUACCUCAGAAUUGGCUUCAGGUAUCUCUCUUCUCCCCUGUGCAUUGGUUCCGAAUGCUCGCAAAGGAGAUGCACUGGAGCUUCGUGUAUGGCAUUGUCGCCGUGAACGGGAUCAGCCAAGGCCUGGGUGGCGCCGUCUUCCGGGUGGCCUCGGACUACUACUGGAAGGAUGUUCAGCAGGCGCAGCCCUCGGCAGCCCAGGUGUACCAGGGGAUCACUUCACUUCCAUGGAUUGUGAAGCCUCUGUGGGGGCUUCUCACUGAUAUCCUCCCUGUGGCUGGCUAUAGGAGAAGGCCUUACUUUAUUUUAGCAGGCAAGCUAUAG
This is a messenger RNA of Elaeis guineensis (African oil palm), 438 nucleotides long. NCBI's taxonomy places the organism in Eukaryota, Viridiplantae, Streptophyta, Magnoliopsida, Arecales, Arecaceae. The record is from RefSeq and is a predicted model, not a curated record.